Trichosporon asahii var. asahii CBS 2479 is the source of this 933-nucleotide messenger RNA. RefSeq lists its product as uncharacterized. The coding region runs from base 1 to 933 and encodes 310 amino acids. Lineage: Eukaryota; Fungi; Basidiomycota; Tremellomycetes; Trichosporonales; Trichosporonaceae. The record is from RefSeq and is a predicted model, not a curated record. The transcript is spliced from 3 exons.
AUGAAACUCAGGUCUGCAACACGCCGCGCCACCGCGGCCCCGGCUACUGUCAUCGACCAUCAGUUUUUUCCACACAUCAUCGACCAGAUUUGGACUUAUCUGUCUGUCGACGACCUGCAGCCUCUUCGAACCGUCUGCAAGGAUUGGAGGAUUCGAGCGGACCUCAAACUCUCAAAUCACCUCGUGAUCGAGAGAAAGGAUACGACGUACGAUGUCCGCGCGACUGUCAAUGCAUCGACCCCGACCUCAACGGUUAAGACCGCGCCGAAGAAGAGGAGAGGGACUAUGCCAUCUUCCUCCCUUGUGGUCGACUUUUCUGGGAACCGAUCAUUGACAUUGUGGCAUACCGACCUGACACACGAAAAUGAAUCAUCGUGGUACCUUGAUCUUGGCUUCGACCAAAUCUUUUGGCUCAAACAUGGUGGCGUUGAGCACAGCGUCAUGACCUUUGACCUCAACGACGAUGCCCUCUAUGACCCUUUCGAGUCUUUGGAGGUCGUGGUUAACUUCGAGUGCUCCGCCAGUCCGGCGUCGGGAAUGGCGUCGAUGCAGCUAGAUAUCCCGGCUUGGCUGGAGGACGAGAGCCGGGGAAGUCUCACCUUCAUUUUCCACGACAACAGGACUGAGAAGGAGAAGCCUCCUCCAGCCAACCCUGACUUCAUCGUUGAUCUCUUGCAAAGUUAUCCCGCCGCAGGAACCUCUAUCAAUCUCGUCGGCUUGGAAAACUUCAUUAGAGGAACUCGGACAAUGGAGAUGUUCAAGCAGUCCGUCUUUCGCGGGUUUGUAAACCAUCGAGCCGAGCUCGUGUCUGGGGACCCGGAGGAUUAUGAAGACGUGUGCGGAGAGGACUGGAAGCUGGUGUGUUUCCUCACCAUGCAGGAGUAUGAAGAGGAGGUGGGCCAUGAGAGGUUCAUCGUACACACGGUGAAGUAA